Strongyloides ratti is the source of this 1521-nucleotide messenger RNA. RefSeq lists its product as hypothetical. The transcript has 3 exons. The record is from RefSeq and is a predicted model, not a curated record. NCBI's taxonomy places the organism in Eukaryota, Metazoa, Nematoda, Chromadorea, Rhabditida, Strongyloididae. The coding region runs from base 1 to 1521 and encodes 506 amino acids.
AUGAUUAUUGAUACUAAUGGUUUUUCAUACAUUAAUGGUGAAUUAAUAACAUUUUAUGAAAUUAAUGAUAAUUGUACUGACAAUGAAUAUAUAUAUGUUACUUUUUUAUUUAAUAUGUUGACAUAUGGACAAUAUAAUGGAUGUUUAAAUAUGGGUAAAAAAAUUAUUAAUAAUGCUAUUAUUUCAAGAUUUGAUAUUACAAAUGUUUUUGAAAAUAUUUAUGAUGGAGAUGCAAAAGUAUUUGAUAUUCAAAAAAUAUGUAUGUAUGAAAAAAAUAUUAAAAUAGUAAAAGAAUCAUUGACUGGAAAUAUGACAAUAUAUUUGUUUUGUUCAAAUAAUAAAAUCACAAACAUUAAAAAUCAACCACUCGUCAAAUCUCCAUCUCAAUCAAAAGAAACAAUUAAAUGUUGUAGUAGUAAUGCUAAUUUACUAUGUAAAGAAGGAUCAUGUGGGAUGUAUCAAAGAAUAAUUUUUGAUAGAAAAAAAAAUAUAACAUUUAAAGUUAAAAAAGUAAUGUGUACACAUCAUCUUAUUGGUUUUCUUUACUUAGAAUCACAAAAAUAUGGUAUUCAUUUCCGUACAAUGUACAUUUUUCUUAUUCUAUUAACAAAAUUUUCAAUUAUUCUAUUAAUAAAUUGUAAUUGUUUUACAUUUCAAAAUUAUUAUUUACUUGGAAAUUUAACAAUAAAAAAUAAUUCUGAAAUAGAUUGUAAAGAUGAAAAAGAGGAUUGUGUAUAUAUAUCACUUAAUAUUCCUGAUUUUGCAAUUGGUAAUUUUCAUUCAUGUUCCAGUGAUAUAUCAAAUAUAUUAACAAAAAUAUUUAAUCGACGUUUAGAUAUUCUUGAAUUAUUUUAUAAAGCAAAAGAUAAUAAAACUAAUUUAUUUCAAGCAAAUUAUUUUUGUAAAAAUUUUAACAAUAUUAUAUGGAAAGGUGAUUCAUUAUCUGGUGAGGUAAAACUUUAUACUUAUUGUCAUAGUCAAAAUGUUAUAUUUAAUGAAACAAAUAUUGUAAAAUAUGUACCACCUAAUUCUUCAGCUGUUCCAGUAUUAUGUUAUAGUAAUUAUGACAAUGAAAAAAUAUAUAAUUGUUCAGAAGGUUAUUGUUCAAUGUUUCAAAUAUCAUAUAUAACUGAUCCUGGAGAAUAUCAACAAAAAAUAUCAAAAUUAACCUGUCCAUUUGAAAUGUAUAAUUUUUUAAAAGAUCUUAGUGAUGAUAAUUUAUUGUAUUCUACAAUUAAAAAAAAUUUUUAUAAUAUUGGAAAAUAUUGUUCUUCAAUGGAUCAAUUUUCAAUGCUUGUUAUUAAUGGAACAUUAUCAUACUAUUAUUAUAUUAAAUGUUUUAAUCCUCUAAUAUAUGAUAAUUAUAUAACACCAGAAAUACCUAUUAUAAAUGCUUCAAAAAUUAAUUCUAUAAAUCAUUGCAAAGGAAAUACUAAGAUAGCUAACAAUAAUACUAAUCAAAAUCCAUUAUUAUUAUACAUAAUAUUUUUAAAAAUACUUAAAGAUUAUAUAACAAAUUAA